AUGAGCAUCCUUAUCACUACGAAAUCCAGCUCAAAAUCGAUAUUCCUGAUUUCUUUCACGCUACUACUUUUCUCCUUCACAUUUACUAGAGGCGCAGGGGAACGACCGCAGGUAGAUCGAAUUCGAAGCAGUGCACGAUCGUUACGGAACUCAACCGCGACGAAAACACGAACAACGUACGCGAACGCUAGUGCUCUUCUGGCCGAGCUGCUGUCCGAUUACGAUAUUCGCCUUAGGCCUGGUUUUGGCGGUGAUGCGCUUCUCCUCACAAUGGACAUCAUUAUCGCUUCGUUUGAUUCGAUAUCCGAGGUGAACAUGGACUACACGAUCACAAUGUAUCUGCAUCAAUACUGGACAGAUGAACGUCUAUCGUGGAGUAGCGCCGUUCCCAUCGAUGAGAUGACACUAAGCGGAGAGUUUUCGCAAAAUAUCUGGGUGCCUGACACUUUUCUUGCAAAUGACAAACACUCAUUUCUUCAUGAAGUCACCGAACGCAAUAAGAUGCUUCGAGUUAGUGGAGAUGGUAAAAUCGCCUACGGAAUGAGGCUCACUUCAACACUCAGCUGUUCGAUGAAUUUGCGCAAUUUUCCAUUGGAUUCACAGAACUGUACUGUGGAAAUCGAGUCCUAUGGUUACACUACCUCUGAAGUGCUUAUGAAAUGGAACCAUCCACAAGCAGUGCAUGGUGUCGAACAUGCGGACGUUCCCCAAUUCACCAUCACCGGUUUUCAAACUGAGGAUCGUGUGGUUAGGACUGCAACAGGAUCCUAUCAGCGUUUGUCGUUGGUUUUUCAACUUCAGCGCUCUGUCGGCUAUUUCAUUUUUCAAACAUAUCUUCCAUGUGUGCUCAUCGUUAUGUUGUCCUGGGUCUCAUUUUGGAUCAACCACGAAGCUACGAGUGCUCGUGUUGCUUUGGGCAUAACGACGGUGCUUACCAUGACAACAAUCUCUACAGGUGUACGUCAAUCGCUUCCUAGGAUUAGCUAUGUGAAGAGUAUUGACGUCUAUUUGGUGAUGUGUUUUGUGUUCGUUUUUGCUGCUCUUCUGGAGUAUGCUGCAGUGAACUACUCCUACUGGGGUAGACGAUCGAGAGGUGGUGGCGAAGAAUGGCCUGGAGCAAAUAACACAAAUAAAGAAGAUCGUGAAGGUGCUGUAAACAUGAAAAGCUGGGGAGUACCGAGCAGUUUUAUUGACGAGCUACAUCAAUCUACAUCAGAUCCUCGCACUCACGAUCUGAAUUCCACGUCAGCAGCAGCAGCACCACCACCAAAGAGUCGUCAACGACCGACAAGCCCUAUACAGUCCCUUUGUCCUUCUGGAAGCAAUGGUCUUGACGAUACGCCUGACUAUCCUAGAUAUACUACCGUAAUCCAAGGAAGAAAACCGAGACAGUCGCUGUCCGCGAGGACACGACGACGACUUAGAAUGACCAAAAUGCGUGCUGUUAGCAUGAAGACGUCAUUGCAUCGAAUUGGUAAACGGGCUCGAAAAGCUAUUCCAACUAUCCGUGUUCGUGACGUUAAUGUCAUCGACAAGCCUUUGGUGAAGACUAGAGAUUGUCGAAACGUCAGCCCAAUAUAUUGUCUCACCAACACCUCGUUUGCUUAA
Molecule: messenger RNA, 1608 nt
Organism: Necator americanus (New World hookworm)
Lineage: Eukaryota; Metazoa; Nematoda; Chromadorea; Rhabditida; Ancylostomatidae
Exons: 12
Coding region: 1-1608 (535 amino acids)
Biological process (GO): chemical synaptic transmission; chloride transmembrane transport; regulation of membrane potential
Cellular component (GO): neuron projection; GABA-A receptor complex; synapse
Molecular function (GO): extracellular ligand-gated monoatomic ion channel activity; neurotransmitter receptor activity; chloride channel activity
Source: RefSeq, a predicted model, not a curated record